GCGUGAACGCGGAGGGGAAUAAUUAGACGAAUGCCAUUGUUUGAAUUUUGAAAAAGAUGCACUCCGGGCGCUCGAUCCAUUCCCACACGGCCGCCACCCCUGCCACUGUCAGUCGUGGUAUUUGACCCUCACCUUGACCUUGGAUGUGUCUCGCUGGCGAGCACUCGAGGAGGCAAGCAUUUUGGACUCCAAAGCACGGUUCUACAGCCCUCAACAUGUCUUCCCAUUAACUCUCUACUUGUCAUACAUCUUGUAGACCUUACUCCCACUCACUUGUCCCGCGAUGGCCCCCCACGAUCAACUGUCGUCGGACGAUGACCUGUUCAAGUCCGACUCCAGACGUCCUCACGAGACAGUCGAAACCCUUCCCCUUCAGCGACCCCCUACGAGCGAUUCCGAUAGCAUUGACGACGAGACGUUGAAUGCCCUGCCACAACCUAAGGCCAAUACAAAUCGAGAAACGCAGCCUACUCAACUGAUAGACCGGCAACCUCAACCUAUAUCCUCUUCACCAGUGCGCGGUAAUGCGGGAGUCGUCCAGGUCGCAGCCUCCUCGCCUAUUGCAGCCCCAACCGCAAGCCGCAAGCCUGGUGGCAUCCUGGCGAGUGCGAUGGCUCCCGCUGGGACCACCUUCAGAAAACCCUAUGUUGCUCCGCAGCCACCUCGCACAAUCCUCACCAUUGAUAGCGACGACGAGGGUCCGAGAUAUCGAGCCGGCUCAUCCGACAGCGACGGAACGAGUCUGAGAUCGAAUGACAUCAAACCGUCCGUGUUCGUGCGAAAGAGCCAGGCUACAGAAAAGAUCCCCGAGUCUCCACAAGCACAGAAUAAUGGCCGUAGCCGGUUUAUGGAGAUUGCUGCAAAAUCGAUGUUUCGAGCCUCCCCGGACACGUACUUGUCAUCCAGCUCGACUACAAGCAAACGCUCCGCCGAUGUCAGUGCCAAUGCUUAUGGUAACGUGUCAAAGAAACCACGACAAAACGGACCGUCUCGUGCGCUCCCGGUGUCGCCGCCGAAAAAGCAGCCAGAGAUGGAGCUGGAUGAUAUCAGUGACUACAACCUAAGGCAGAAAGUCAAACGCAUGAUGUCCAUGGUGAGGUCGGUAUCGGUCAAGGAGUGCUCCGAGGCUCUUAUGUCGCGACGGGGAAAUUUCGAUGAUGCUGUUGCCGACGUCCUCCAGUUGAGUGAGCAACGGCAUGAGAAGAACUUGAAGAAUCCGGUUGAUUUGACAGGCUCAGAAGAUGAGCUGUUGCCCACUCCUGUUGUGAAAAGGCCUGUUGCCAAACCUGUGGUGAAUGUGGCCCGCCAACAAGCCAGGGCACCCCAAAAGUCGAUUGCAGAGAAGUGGAGCUCGACCCAGAACGCCAGGAAGCCUUCCAAGGCGAUCGAUGUCUUUGAUACUCCUCCACCACAAAAGAAACGAACAUUGGUGCGUGGCCGGAAACGCUCCCCUUCUGUAGGUCAAGGAGAAGCUGUUUCUAAGCCCGUUGUCAAACCUAUACAAAUUGUCGAGUCGGAAGAGUCGGAUGCGGCGGAGUCAGAACACAGUCUUGAAGAAAAGGGCCAUACCUCAUUCCAGUCCCGGGUGCUUGAAUUUUUCAAUACAUGCUCAGCGGCUGAUUUGGCCGAUAUUGCAUCCACCACACCCGAUAUCGCUAAGCAUUUCAUCGCUCAGAGACCGUUCAAAAACCUCGACCAGGUUUCGAAGGUCCAGACGCCAAAUCUGAAGCCUUCCAAGGUGAAGCGGAAAGCCGCACCAUUGGGAGAGAAGAUUUUGGAGAAGGUUGAGACGAUGUUGGAAAGUUACGAAGCUGUGGAUUACCUUGUCAAGCAGUGUGAGGGUCUAGCAAAGCCCCUGGCAGAUGAAAUGAAGAGUUGGGGCGUCAAUGUUUAUGGGUCUCAAGACGGAGAGCUCGGUAUUGUCUCGCUACCAGGCACGCAACGCUCAAGCCACGACUCUGGGAUUGGGACUCCCAUAAGUGAUGAGGAUCGGGAUCCUGUCAAAAAACCGUCGAAGAAGACUUUGAUCGGGCAGCCGUCAAUCAUGUCCGAGGAUAUCCGGAUGAAGGACUACCAAGUCGUGGGAGUGAACUGGCUGAAUCUUUUGUACCAAAAAAAUCUCAGCUGCAUCCUGGCAGACGACAUGGGGCUGGGAAAGACUUGCCAGGUUAUUGCAUUUUUGGCCCAUCUGUUUGAGCAAGGCCGGCACGGGCCGCAUCUUAUUGUUGUUCCUGCGGCGACUCUGGAAAACUGGCUGAAGGAAUUCCAGCGCUUCUGUCCGACCUUGAAUGUCGAACCAUACUAUGACAACAAUCCGACGGAGCGGGUGGCGCUUAGGGAGAACCUCGAGGCGGCGCGAGACGAGGUCAAUGUUAUCGUCACGACGUACACCCUGGCUAAAGGGAAAGACGACUUCCCUUGGCUGAAAAGCUUUGGGUUCGAUUGCACCGUGUACGACGAGGGGCACUAUCUGAAGAAUGCUGAGUCUCAAGUGGCCAGUAAACUUGUGAGAAUACAGUCGAACUUUCGAUUGUUACUUACGGGGACGCCAUUACAAAACAAUCUCAAAGAAUUGAUCAGCUUGCUGGGCUUUCUCAUGCCAUCCAUGUUCAAGGCCAAGGCGACUGAGCUGAGCUACAUAUUCAAGCAUAAUGUCAAAGCGAUGGACAACAACCAUGAGGCGCUACUCUCCAGCGAGAGAAUCAAACGCGCCCGAAGUAUGUUGACCCCUUUUAUCCUGCGGCGCAAGAAGGACCAGGUCCUGAAAGAUCUUCCCAAGAAGGAACGUCGCGUCGAGUACUGCGACAUGACUCCUGAACAAUCAGAGUUGUACCAAGCGUGCCUCGACAAAGCUUACAGCAUUCGUGAACGAAGGGAGAAAGGAGAAAAUGUGGCCAACGAGUCGGCAAAUAUCCUGAUGAAGUUGAGACAAGCGGCGAUCCACCCAUUGCUCUUCCGCCGAGUGUAUCCUGAUGAGAUCUUGCCCCGGAUUGCGAAACAGUGCCUGAAGGUUGACAUGUGGCGCGAGUCCAAUCCGGACCUCAUUGUCACCGAGUUAGAGGCCUACUCGGACAUGGAGAUUCACACGUUGUGCGAUCAGCACCCGGAACUGAGGAGAUUUGCGCUCAACGACCACGAAUGGUUGGCUAGUGGGAAGGUACAGAAGAUGCUCGAGUUACUGCGAAAGUUCAUGUCAGAGGGUCACAGGACUCUGAUCUUCAGUCAAUUCGUCAUGGUCCUUGAUAUUCUUGAACUGGUGUUUGAGCGAGAGGCCAUUGACUAUUUCCGGCUCGACGGCAGCACCAAGGUUUCUGAAAGGCAAGAUUUGAUCGACGAAUUCUCUGCCGACGACAAUCAUACUCCGGUGUUCAUGCUCAGUACCAAGGCGGGCGGCGCGGGCAUCAAUCUUGCAAAGGCGAACAAAGUGAUUGUCUUUGAUAGUGGCUUCAACCCUCAGGACGACAUCCAGGCCGAGAACAGAGCCCAUCGGAUAGGUCAGGUCAAAGACGUCGAGGUCGUCCGGCUGGUCACCCGAGGCACGGUUGAAGAACAGAUCUAUGCCAUGGGCCUGACUAAAUUGAAGCUGGACGAACAGGUUGCUGGUGAGGGAGCAGAGGAGCCGCCCAAGAAAGAAGGUGAAGAGAGUGACAAAGAGAUUGAAGGUCGGAUGAUUGUGGAAGACAUGUUCUUCAAGAAACUCGACCAAGAACCGAUUGAAAAAAUCAAGGCCGAAGUUGCCAGUCCAGUCAAGGCGAGGUCUACUGCACCGUCAUCUGAACAGGGAAUUACUGCUGCGGCUGCGGUCGGUGAAGAACCAAACGUGACUGGUAGUAGCCAGAGAAAGUCACGGCAGACGAAGGGGAGCGUCGACUUACCUCGUCGGAAACGCACUUGAAGGCUGAACGGGUUACGAGUGCAUGGAUUCGGAUGACUGACUAUCCCAUGAGUAUCAUAGGGUUUGGUUGGAAAAUGGACGGACUGUAACUCCUGGUGAGCAUCCAUGGUACAAUUGUGCAUCUUUCGGGAAUCAGAAAUCACUACUAUGAUACAGUGGAUAAAAACCCCAUCACCUUGCGGUGUAUUCGAAAUGCCAAAAGCGUUCCUGAAACUCCA
Molecule: messenger RNA, 4113 nt
Organism: Exophiala dermatitidis NIH/UT8656
Lineage: Eukaryota; Fungi; Ascomycota; Eurotiomycetes; Chaetothyriales; Herpotrichiellaceae
Product: adenosinetriphosphatase
Exons: 1
Coding region: 284-3895 (1203 amino acids)
Cellular component (GO): nucleus
Molecular function (GO): ATP-dependent chromatin remodeler activity; ATP binding; chromatin binding
Source: RefSeq, a predicted model, not a curated record